CACUCCACUGCAUUUACCCUCAGUUCAUACUACAAGCAACAGGCACAGGAAGCAACUAAGAGCAUUGCCUGAACACACUGAUUUACUGACAGCACUACAAGUAGUGGGACAUCAUUUGAGGAGUUUAUAAAUCGCUGGGAUAUAUUUUUAUACAUAUAUAUAUAUUUGUAUUAUUUCUGAUUAUUAUCAUUUUGUGGCUGGAAUACAAUGAAUACUUUAUAUCUGCCUCUCCACUUCCUGCUCUGCUCUGCCCUGUGCUUUCAGUGGACGGCUGCAUUAGACUCUAAAGAGCUUAAAACCGCUGUAAACAUUGCUUGGUCAUCUGUUAACUUUAAGACUAUACUAGAAUGGGAACCUAAACCUGUAAAUCACACUUACAGUGUUGACGUCAGUGGCGAAUAUUCUGACUGGAAAACAAAAUGCUUCUAUACUAAGGAGACGGAGUGUGAUGUUUCUAAUUUAUUAGAGGAUGUGAACGAUACGUAUACUGCACGCAUUAUAUCAAAUGUUAAAGAUUCUGAACACGUUGAGGAAUUUCCACACGCUGACAGCGUUCCAUUUACUCCUUAUAAGCAGACAAAGCUUGGAAAACCAGUCAUUGAACAGUUUGAAUUGGAUAAAGAAAGUGGCAACCUCCACGUGUUCGUUAAAGAUGCUGUGACACCAUUUGCAUUUCCCAAUAAUACAUUCAAGACUGUUCGGGAUAUAUUUCAAAGUGACUUUAUGUAUACACUGUUUUACAGAAAAGCUUCUAGUACCGGCAGGAAACAGGCAACGUCGGCGACCAAUGAAAUUGUCAUCAAUGUAGACAAAGGGGAGAGUUACUGUUUUUACGUGCGAGCGACUAUACCAUCGCGCAAAGUGGACCGUGACAGCCCAAACUCUGCCGAGAAAUGCACCCCUUCUAAUGGGAGUAAUGAGUUUAAUCUUAGUAUACUGGUUGCUGUGAUUACUGCAGUGGUUCUUAUAGUAGUAAUUAUCAUCAUGUCUGUGAUCAUUUGCAAGUGCCGAAAAGCAAAGGCUGAAAAAUCGAAGGAGACCGUACCACUCAACAAAGUCUGAAAGGGCAUUAUCUGCUUUACUACUGUUGUGACUCCACAGCGACAUGCCUACUGCAUGUGGGGCCUUUUACGAAUAGAACCUCAGAGCAGUAAAGGAAUUCAUUUUGUUUCCGUGAAACUUAUUUUUAAAGAUAAAUAUUUUUGUAGAGAUUUUAAUUCUACUUUACGUUACUAUAAAUGGCUGUAUUGGUUUAUAUAUAAUAUAUUUUUUAGAAAUAAAAAUUGUGAUAUCUAUUUGCUUAACAGCAAACUAGGCCAAAAUAUUUUUAAUAUUUCAGAUUCUGCUACUUCUGUCUAAUUUUGGUUGUCGUCAAGGCACAAUUCGCUAUUUAUUAAAUACAUUUUUAGUACUUUUUAACACUAAUCUACGGCUGUGGGUGGACAUUAGACUUCUGCGUUAGGUGCUAUUCAUGAGAUUUAACUGAGAUCACGUGCUUAGGUGCAGCAAGUGAGAUACAAUGACCCACUAUCUAUUCUAUUUUAUUGGUGUGCACACCUCAGCAAUAUCUUCGUAAGAUACAUUCGGUACAUUUCUCGCAAUGAUGAAUGAUGUGAUUUAUU
This is a messenger RNA of Pelobates fuscus (common spadefoot toad), 1622 nucleotides long. It is a transcript of the gene F3, whose product is annotated as coagulation factor III, tissue factor. NCBI's taxonomy places the organism in Eukaryota, Metazoa, Chordata, Amphibia, Anura, Pelobatidae. Gene Ontology annotation, cellular component: plasma membrane. The transcript is spliced from 6 exons. The coding region runs from base 208 to 1062 and encodes 284 amino acids. The record is from RefSeq and is a predicted model, not a curated record. Gene Ontology annotation, molecular function: cytokine receptor activity; protein binding. Gene Ontology annotation, biological process: cytokine-mediated signaling pathway; blood coagulation.